Molecule: messenger RNA, 1305 nt
Organism: Fusarium musae
Lineage: Eukaryota; Fungi; Ascomycota; Sordariomycetes; Hypocreales; Nectriaceae
Gene: SUB2
Product: Suppressor of the cold-sensitive snRNP biogenesis mutant brr1-1
Exons: 5
Coding region: 1-1305 (434 amino acids)
Biological process (GO): mRNA export from nucleus; mRNA splicing, via spliceosome
Molecular function (GO): ATP binding; RNA binding; RNA helicase activity
Source: RefSeq, a predicted model, not a curated record
AUGUCUCACGAAGAAGAUCUCAUUGAUUAUUCCGAUGAGGAGAUCGGUGGUAACGAAACCACCGCCACCACCUCCAACGGCAAGAAGGGCGAGCUUGCUGCCGGCAACAAUGUCGACAAGAAGGGCAGCUACGUCGGCAUUCAUUCCACCGGUUUCCGCGAUUUCCUUUUGAAGGCUGAGUUAAUUCGCGCCAUCGGCGACUGCGGUUUCGAACAUCCAUCGGAGGUUCAACAAACCUGUAUCCCCCAGGCACUGCUCGGUGGUGAUAUCAUCUGCCAGGCCAAGUCUGGUCUAGGAAAGACAGCUGUCUUUGUUCUCGCUACCCUUCAGCAGGUCGAGCCUGUGAACGGAGAGGUCUCCGUCGUUGUUAUGUGCCACACCCGAGAGCUGGCUUACCAGAUCCGUGACGAGUACAACCGCUUCAGCAAGUACAUGCCCGAUAUCAAGACCGGUGUGUUCUAUGGUGGAACUCCCAUCAAGACCGACAUGGAGACACUCAAGAACAAGGACACUUGCCCUCACAUCAUCGUCGGUACUCCUGGACGUCUCAAGGCCCUCGUUCGUGACAAGGCCCUACGUCUGGGCAGCGUUCGCAUCUUCGUGCUUGAUGAGUGUGACAAGAUGCUUGAUCAGCCUGAUAUGCGCACGGAUGUGCAAGAUGUUUUCCGCGCUACACCUCCUCAGAAGCAGGUUAUGAUGUUCUCGGCCACCUUGUCCGAGGAGGUGAAGCCUAUUUGCCGGAAGUUCAUGCAGAACCCCACCGAGCACUACGUUGAUGAGGACACUAAGCUCACUCUUCACGGUCUUCAGCAGUUCUACAUCAAGCUGGAAGAGAAGGAGAAAAAUCGCAAGCUCAACGAGCUUCUGGAUGAACUCCAGUUCAACCAGGUCAUUAUUUUCGUCCGUAGCACUGUUCGUGCCACUGAGCUUGACAAGCUCCUCAGGGAGUGUAACUUUCCUUCUAUUGCCGUCCACUCUGGCGUUAGUCAGGAAGAACGUAUUCGUCGCUACAAGGAGUUCAAGGAGUUCAAGAAGAGAAUUUGCGUUGCUACCGAUGUCUUUGGACGAGGUAUUGAUAUUGAGCGAAUCAACCUCGCCAUCAACUACGACUUAUCCAACGAUGCCAGCUCCUACCUGCACCGUGUCGGUCGUGCUGGGCGAUUCGGUACCAAGGGAUUGGCCAUCUCAUUCGUCAGCACCGACCAAGACCAAGAGGUGCUCAAGGAGAUCGAGAAGCGAUUCGAAGUCGCCCUUCCUGAAUUCCCCAAGGAGGGUGUCGAUGCCAGCACUUACAUGGCCUCUUAA